Molecule: messenger RNA, 12031 nt
Organism: Camelus dromedarius (Arabian camel)
Lineage: Eukaryota; Metazoa; Chordata; Mammalia; Artiodactyla; Camelidae
Product: KIAA1671 ortholog
Exons: 12
Coding region: 326-5773 (1815 amino acids)
Source: RefSeq, a predicted model, not a curated record
AGUUUUACAAGCUGGAGGAGAUGCCAGCAGAUGCAGUUGGAGCUCAAAAGCUUUUGCGCCGUCUGUGCACAUACUGCCAGAACUCCGGAACCGAGGCUGUCGCCCUGUGUCUCCCCAGACCUGCCGAAACUCAGCCUGCUAGGACGAGCCUCCCCUCCCCCGCCGGCUUCUGCCGCGGGAGUGUGCAGACAGCCCGGUUUGCCAUGGGACGUGGUACUCCUGGCUUUCCCCCGGUGGUCACGCGUUCCCAGCCAGGACCUGCCAGCUCGGUGGUUGCUUCUCCAUCUCCGAUAUUCUUAUUCCCCAUGGAGCCACAACCGUAACCAUGGCAACUCGCGUGGAGGUUGGCUCCCUCAGUCCUCUGACAGGAGUGCCCGGCCUGGGUGAGCUCUCCAAGGAGGAGACCCUGACUCGGACCUACUUCCGCCAGGCUGGCGACCCCGCCAGGGCCCCCUCGGCACUGCUGUUGGAAGGAAAAAGCCCCCUCAGGAGCCCCGUCCGCUUACUGCCCCUGCCGAGACUUGCCCCCAAACCCUUCUCCAGGGAGAAGGCCGCGGAUGUGGUGAUACCCCCGUGGCCCAGCCCGACCAGACCCUCUCUGACCAGGGGGCUCUCCCAGGACACAGAGGGGCCGGAUCUGGACGAGAUGCCUGGCUUGGUGGGGCAGGAGGGGGGCAGCGGGGGCAGCCUGCGAGGCUCGUCUCUGUUUGACAAGGCCGCGGUUGCACGGCCCAGCCCCAGCCCCAGCACCGUGAUUCUCUUUGAAACCACCAAAGCCGGCCCCACCCUGGGGAAAGGGGUCAGCCAGGGGGCUCAGGAGGCCGACGCAGGUGUGUCCCAGGGGCCCCCUUCGGGCUCCCGGCCUGAGGUGGCCACCAAGCCUGCCCUGCCGGCCCGAAAGCCUGCAGGGUCCCUUCCCCGACCAGCCUCCCUGUCUCAGGACAGGAGGCCAGUGGCCACCCAAGAGGAUACAGGCCCAAAGGAGCCUCUGUCAAAGGCCAGCAGCGUGGAGGACGCGGGCAGCCCCUCUGUGGAGCCCAGGCCACGCCUGAAGAGAAGGCCGGUGUCAGCCAUUUUCAUCGAGUCUAUUCAGCCUCAGAGGCCAGGCCCGGGCGGGGCAGCUGCGAUGGGGAAGGUGCCCCCCACCCCGCCUGAGAAGACAUGGAUGAGGAGGAGGCCCAGGCCUCUGUCUGUGGACCUCACGGCCCGGUUUGAGAGUAGAGAGGCCUUGCAAAGGAGGGUGGUGGAUGAGGCCACGACAGGGACCCCUGCCCAGCGAUGGGGGCCGGAGAGGCCCGACCCGGAGCCCAAAGUGGACUUCGAGUGUUUGGUCAAAGCAGAGGCUCCUCUUCACGACCAAGAUUCCGACUUCCUGCAGGUGGCCAGGAAGAUCCAGGAACGGAAGGAGAAGAUGCUCCUUAAGCAGGUGAACACAGGCAGCCUCCAAACUGCCGGGGGCUCAGCCAAGGUCAGCCCCACAGAUGACCGGAAUCUCGGGGAAGAGAAAGCCAAGCUGGACGGGGAGCCGGAGGAGGCCCCCAGGGUCCCCGAGUCCCCUCCACCCAAGCCUGGAAAAGGCCAAGACAUUGCUGAGAUCAAGAGCAGAGGGGCUGAUGGGGACAUCUGGGCAGGGGGAGAGAGGCCCCCCAGGGGUGGCUUGAAGAAGCGCGUCAGCCUGUUGGGGGAGGAGAGUGCCUCAGCCUUGGCAGCAGGGUCCGAACCCCCACCAGCCACCCCUGAGUCCCCACUGGCCGCACCACAGUCAGAGAGAGCAGGUGUGAGCGUCCAGGAACGGAUCAAAGGCUGGGCUGUUGAGAGCUCAGAAGCGAAGCUGGAGAUCAGGAGGAGGGCGGUCCAGGCGCGGCCACUGUCAGCGGAUUUGACCAAACUGUUUUCAAGUGCAGCUUCGAGCAAUGAAGUCAAAUAUGAGAAGAGCUCAGAGCUGAGCGGUGAGCUUCCGAAGGAACCUAGAGACAAGCAAAAGGAAGGGCAUGAUGUGGACGCAGCAUCUGUCCCAAGAAGCCCCUGGAAGCCUGAGACGCCCCAGGAGAAGCCCAGGCAGACGGAGCGGAAAGACAGUUCUAACCAAGUGCCCGACGGCUGUCGGGGUGAAAGCGUGGUGGGGGCUCUGAGCCCUUCCGACGGCACUCCAGAAGACGAUCGAAGCUUCCAGACCGUGUGGGCCACGGUGUAUGAGCAUCGUGUGGAGAAACACACCGUGGCUGACCAGUCAGGAUGCUGUCCCUUGGCCACGACCCCCAGGGACGUGGCCGAUCUCUUGGAGCUCAGAUCCAGGCUCCAAGGGAGAAACUCUUUGCCCCAGACGACAUACCUGAAGAGGGAGUGGUUUGAAAAUCCCGACCCCGAGACAUCGAGGCGAACCACCUUCUCCAAUGGUGAGCCCAAACAGCAUCGCACGUCCUCCCUCCUGGAAAAAUGCCCUUUGGGCGAAAAGGGCAGUAACAGCCCCUUCCACCAGAGCUCGGAAAGCCCUCCCGCGUCGCAGAGGGUCGAGCCCAAGUACGACAUCGUGCACGCGGUGGGGGAGCGCGCGCACAGUGAGGCCGUCCCCAGGGCGCCGGAGGAGAAGGCGGUGACGCUCCGGAGCAGCAGGUCUCGGCUCUCGCUGUCCCGCGAGGUCACCCCCGCUGACCCCGAGUGCAGGCUGGAAGGCCAGGUGGGCUCCGUCCAAAGGGCGAGUUUGAUUUGGGAAGCUCGAGGGACGCGUGAGGUCAGUGGGCCAAAGCCUGAAUCCCCCCGAGAGCCAAAGGACACAUUUGGAGGCAAUUGCCUGUCACCCAGGUGGACAGGUGGGGCGACUUCGAGCUGGCAGAAAGCCACCGUGGUGGUCAGUGAAGAGAGAGGCUCGGAACCGAGCCCCGAGGCCACCUCUGUGAGGACCAUCCAGGCUGCCAUCCGGGAGGCCCAGCACCAGGGGACCGAAGGGGCCGGAAUCAAGCCGGGAGAGAGGGGUGCCCCCUGCGAGUGCCCUCUGGGGCCUCCCUCCAGGGCUAAGGGCGAGCCCUCUGACUCCAGAGCCCGGCCACACCCGGACGCACUGGUGCAGAAGGGGCCCCUCGCUGUGGCCGCCGGCCAGGGUGAACCGAGGCCGGAAGCCAGGAUGCGGAAGGUGAGUCCCGGGGACCAGAGAUUGGAGAGGUGGAGGCGGCGGACUUUACCCCACGACGUGAAGUUUGACGAAUUCAGCUUCCUGGCCCCAGAGCACUCUUCAAAGGCAGAGCAGAGACGGACAGAUUACUUGAGCCCCACCGCAGGUGCCUUAAGAACCCCCCCACCCCCCCACACUAGGGCGGAGACCCAGCAGGUGAAGCCUGGUGUUUCACAGGACUGGGCUUUUCCAGCGGCAAAGCAAGGGUCCUCUGGGGAGCCCAAGGCGACGUUUUUUGCAGUGACUUACCAGAUUCCUGACACCCAAAAAGCAAAGAGCGUUGUUAAGCCCGGGCCUGAAAACACGGCGGAAUAUUCCAGAAAAAUAGCCACACCUCCAUUGCCUCAUCCUUUAACAUCUACUUUGGUUUCUCUUAACCACGGAGAGCCACUGGAGGCCGUGGGCAGUAAAAACCGGGCCCAGGGCAGAGAGCACGACAAUGCAAGCUUUCCAAAGAGUCCAAAGAGGCCGGCAGACCUCCCAGUACCUCUUGGGGACAGGAUUCUGGAUCCUUCCAGUGAAAGGAUCACCGAUACCAGUGCUUUAUGGGUUCACCGGGGACUGGGUGAUGGCACUGGUUUCCACAGCGAUUGGAAGGAGAGUGGGAACAGGACACCCCCCAGCAGUGCCCCCAAGACGCCCCCAGCUUUUAAAAGUCGCCCCAGAGCCAGUGAUGUCCUCAUCAGAAGGAAGACGGAGGUGGUCAGCGAGACAUUUCCGGGUAAAAUCAAAGAUGGCUACAGGUCCAGCGUCCUCGACAUUGACGCCCUGAUGGCCGAGUAUCAGAGGCAGCCGGCCAGAGGCCCCGGGGAGGCUCAGGAGCGGGUGGGGGGUCCACCCGCAGAGGCCAUGGGCUCGAACCCCGAGAGGCCUGGCCAGCAAGGCGCCGUGGAUUGGAGACGGAGGAGCCUGAAGGGGGGCCCUGAAGCGGAGGGACCCCGGAAACAAGCCAGUUUUGCCGAAAUAAACUCCAGUUCCACCCCUGGCUCGGGGAAGCAGCCGGCGGAGACCCCGGGGACACCCACAGACACCAAGUUCAGCCCUCCCCUGUGGGCUCUGCCGCACCCAGCUGCCCCUGAGAGGUCUCCAGGGGCCUCUUCUGGCCCCGCAGUUCCCAGGAAAAAAGGUCUGAGAGUAGCUGAAGAUGAACAGAAGGCCUUUGCUAGUAAACAUCAUGGUGCAAAGGGCCAGAAUCACCCGGCCGAGUCCAAGCCCACCACCAGCUGGGGGGAUCCAGGCAGUGGGGACUGUGUGCCGCCCAAGUCCUCCCCCGCUGGCCAGAAGACAGGGGCCCCGAGGACAUCCCUCGGGAGGGGAGAGGAGGGCAGUGUGGCCCAAUGGGGUGACAACCCACAGGACUGGGGAAGGUCACUGCUGGAUGUCAGGAGGGCCUGUUCUGAGAAAGGCCCCCCGGUCAGAAUCCAAGAGGGCCUGUCCGUCAUGCAGGAAGCCAGAGAGAGGAGGCGAGAGCAGCUCAAAGGGAGGCCCAGCCUCCCCAGGGAGAGUCCGGAGGCCAAAGAGACCAAGAUGCAGCCCUGCCGGCAGGAGUUGGGGAACCGAGACAGUCAAAAGGUGCCGCCACAGGACCUGGGGAGAGAGCAGGCCCUCCAGGACCAUGAGCUGCAGCUCCGGCAGGUGACCCCCACAGCCGCCGGCCCCCGGAGAAGCCACAGCUUCUGCAAGGACAGGAGGAGCGGUCCCUUCAUGGACCAGCUGAAACAGUGUUUCUCCAGGCGGACCCCUGAGGCCAAGGACACUGACACGCUCGUGCAGGAAGCCGACAGCCAGUAUGGGACGUGGACAGACCAGCACCAAAGCGGGGAGAGCUUGGCCCCCGAGUCCCCGUCCCCCGACAGCAGUGCCACAUCGGCUCGGAAGCAGCCGCCCAGCAGCCGUUUGUCCUCCCUGUCCUCCCAAACGGAGGUCACCUCAGCCGGGGACCAGCACGACUGCUCCAGGGACCAGCGGAGCACCAGCGUGGACCGAUCGAGCACCGACCUGGAGUCCACGGAUGGGAUGGAGGGGCUGCCCCCUCUGGACACCUGCCCUGUGAAGACAGUGGAUGACUUCUCCUUUAUCGAUCAAACCUCAGUCCUCGACUCAAGUGCCCUCAAGACCCGGGUGCAGCUCAGCAAGAGGAGCCGCCGCCGGGCUCCCAUCUCCCACUCCCUCCGGCGCAGCCGGGUCAGCAAGUCGGAGAGCAGGUCUCCUCUGGAGGAGGAGGCCGACAGCACAUGGAUGUUCAAGGACUCCACAGAAGAGAAAUCCCCCAGGAAAGAAGAGUCAGAUGAGGAGGAGAAGCCACCCCGGGCUGAGAGGACACCCGUCAGCCGACCCCAGAGGAUGCCUGUGUUUCCAGGAGUGGACCCGGCAGCACUGAAGGCCCAGCUGCACAAGAAGCCAGAGGCGGACAGUCCCAGCGAGACCCCUGGCUGGGCCCCCCAGCCCAAGACCCCCAAGUCCCCCUUCCAGCCCGGGGGGCUGGGCAGUCGUGUGCUCCCCUCCAGCGUGGACAAGGAUGAGAGAUCAGAAGAGCCCUCUCCCCAGUGGCUAAAGGAGCUGAAAUCCAAGAAGAGGCAAAGCCUGUAUGAGAAUCAGGCUUGAGCAGACAGGGGACGCUGCCACGUCUGAUGAACAAGCCUUAACUGUCAGAACCCGAAGACAAGGUCACGCUGCUGCGGUCCCCGCCUGUGCACGCCUGGUGGAGAACGCGGCCCAGGGCCCCCGCCCCUCGGCAGGCUCUCCCGGAUGGAUCGGGGCAGGCAGGCUCUCCCUCCACGAGCACUUGCACUGUCUCCCCGGACGGCGCUUCCGGCUGGGAAAGAAGCCAGGCGGCCCACAAAUGUCCAUGCUGGCGGUUUUGUGGGUUGUUUUUUUUUUUUUUUUUAACGUAAAAAUGUGCACUUCUGCCCGUUUUAGACCCCUGCAGCAGCUCCAGGAACACAGAUGUAAGGCUGGACCGUCUCCCUGGGCCUCUUCCCCCCCGCCCCCAGGGCCGCUCUUUUUGGAAAGGAUGUUCCCAAGGAAAACGCAACCGUUCAUUUCCUGCUGUGACCAUGGCCCAAGGCAGUACCACCAGGCUAGGGGGUUUGAUUGCUUUUUUGGCAAGAUCCUUCUCCCUCUCGAAGAUUCUUUCAACACACCCACCCUCGGUCUUUCAAGUGUAUUCCUCCUUCCAGUGGGGCUGUGUGUGUAGCUGGCCUGUUCCAUCGUACGUCAUGUUUCGUUUGCUUUAGAAGGUGAUAAAGCAAUAAUCUAGCCAACUUUCUUUGAAAUUGGAGAUGUAUACAUGUUUUUCUGUUAAAGAGCAGGAGCAGAGGUGUGUGAAUAGUUUGCUUGAAGUAUCCAAUCAUCUCAGGUUCUCUUAUCCCUACCUAAGCUUUUAAAAAAUUCUCAUUGUCACCCUUGUGUACAUUUUUCUGGUUCCUUUUCAUUUGAGCUCUGAUGUCUAUGGGGUGACCUUUGUCCCUUGGCCUCAAGGGUUCAAAAACUGCAGCCCAGAUGGCAGUGCCUUUUUCUCUCAAACAUCAGACACACCCCGAGACUUUCUCCAAAGUCCUUCUCUGAAUGCGACCUGAGCUGCUGGUAUGGAAGAACUACCCCCAGUUGGUCUCAGAGCAAACAUGUGAAUGAGGGGUACUUUUUGUUUCUUCUCACCUCUUCUUUCUACCCACCCUCCCCCGAGUUCUACCUGACCAGGUGCUUUUUCUAGGUCCAAAAUGCAGGAAAGGAGAGUCUUGCUUAAAGUCCUUUUCUGGAGGGGAGCCUCCUAGUCCCCAGGCCAGGGACUCUGGACAGACAUGCUGGAUGCCAGGUGACCAAGUGUAGGCUUGCCUCGCCUCUUCUUUUCUUGCCAACUCUAAGCUCAUUCCCAGGAAUCUCCAAGACCUCUGGGGUCUCCAGCCACUAUCUACUCUGUCCCUUUUUUUUUUGGAAAUCCUCCACACCAGCCUCCCCCACCUCUUAAGCCCAAGGCUCCAGCAAACAUCUCAGAGAUGGCUGGCCCACCCGCCAUGCCUGGAAUUGCCAUAAACUUUGUGCCAACCUUGCCCAGGAGACACCCAUCUGUGAGAAAGAUGCUUGGACAGUUCGCAGGGCAGCCUCUGACUGCUGAGGGGUGCUGGGGCUGAGUUUCCUAAUGGAUCUGUGCCCGGCACUAGACUUCCCCAGAGGUGAAAAAUCUCUUUUGAUAAAUCCGCUCUUUGCAAAUGGUGUCAAAACCUGCAUCCCUUCUCCCUGGCCACCUCUCCUAGAGUCUCCAUCUGUCUCCCCAGUUCCUCUUCCUCCCUUAUCUCCCUCACCACCUCUUCUGUCUCUUGGGGGUGACAGGAUGGAGACCAAUCCUGUCUCUCCAGGUUAAGGCAAACGCCUGGGCCGUGGGGAGUUGUGGUCCAGCACCACGGACAGCGACUGCAGCCCCCCCCCCCCCCGACCCCCACCCCACCCCCCACCUCCCCGAAUCCUGUCUACUGAGCUUUGGCCACUGGAUGGGCAAUUUUUGGAGCCUUUCACCUGCCCAGCCUUGUGCAUCUGGAAGCCUCAUGCUUCUGUGUCUGCAGGUUUGGCCCUGCUUGAUCAUGGUUUGUCUUCUCUUCAUUCCCUGAGUUAGUGGCCAGUCCGUUCUCUCUGGCCAUUGAGGGAUUUAAUCAGUUGAUUUUUCUUUCUUAUUUUUUAAAGAUCCAGUUCACAUUUUAUUUCAGUUUUGAUGUAGUGGCUUUCUGGGUCAGCAGGUUCCCUUUAAAAGACCCAACUUCUUUUCUUGACUGCCAUCUUUCUUUGUCUUUCUCAAGGUGCAGAGGGCCCCUCGGUACCACCUUAGGCAGUAGGAAGUGACCUGCUCUGUUUGGUUAGUACGUUGACACUCACCGUGCAAAACGCUCAGUUUUGAAUGAGUCAUGUUUCAGCCUAGAUACACCCAACAGGAAAGAAAAACACUUGAAAACGAGAUUGAACUGCAGAUCUUCUACCUAACCUCCCACACCUGGCUUGGAACUCAAAAUCCAUUUAAUUCCUUGGUGAUGAGGACGUACAAAGUCCACCCCCCUCGGAACUGACCACAGUAGCCUCGUCCCUCCACUGCAGACAAUCACAGUGGGUCAGGAGUGGCCCACUUAAUGCAGGCUCCCGUGAGCUCUGGCUCCUGUGACCUCUGCCUCCCGUGACGAUGACCCAUGCAAUGAAGUUAGCUGCAGCUGAUGCUCGGAGCCUCUGCAGAUAGCUGGGCAAGUGGGUUAUUUAUUUCUCCUCUGUCUAAACUGGGUGAGCUCUUGGGGGGCUAAGCAAGGGGUUGCGUGCUAGUUUCUUGAGUUUGCUUGGAGCCACCUUUGGAAAUCUGUCUCCUUUCAAAGUAACUUACUAUGCCUUAAUUAUUUGUAUGCAAUUAAGUCACCUGCCCUCAUCCAGCCCUCCUCCCCUGGGCCUUUGGCUUUCUUUAAAUGAGAGUUUUAUACAGAAUGCAUCAAAACUAAGAUGGGUGAUUUUUUAAAGUAUAAUCUCUCUCUCUCUCCCUCCUUUCCUUGCCCCGCCUCCCCACACCCCUUUUGCACAUCAGCAUUUUGAUGGCUGGUCUUUUGAUAAGUCUGUAUCUUUUUCCCUCCAGUAGACCCCCUUCUUCAUAGUCCCUUGCCUAAUGUAACAGAAGCCUUUGGCCUGUAAAAUUCCAUGGCGUGGCCUCCAAAAUCAGUGUUGUGGAGACUCCCUCAGUGCCACCAGAGAAAUUCCAGUGGAACAGAAGCCUCGCGGUGUUUAGAACGUUGGAGGUUCUGAGUGACACUGACCUGACAGCCUCGUGUCAUCGAGGAUUCGGGGAAAGGACAAUCAGAUGGGGGAGGUUUUGCAGGGGACAAGCUGAGUCAUGUACUUUCAAGCAAAUGUGUUUUCCUUUGGAAGUGAGGCCAAGUGUAGGUAUCUCCACGGAGCAAGAGUAGAAAUAAGCCUAAGCCUGAGGUCCUAUACCUUAGAGGCUGCCAGGGGAUUUGGAAAAACUUUAGGCAUGACUUCCCGGAAGAAGACCUCAGCUGCUCCCACCUGGUGCUGACAGCUGCCUCGUCCAUUUACGCAAUUUUUCAUCGCGAUGCCCCCGGAUUGCCCCAGGAGCUAGGCAUAAUUACAAAGCGAGACACCCACAGGCGUGCGGUCGGAGCACCUCCAGAACUCUUACAGGUGACUCGGGCCUGCAUGGAAGACGGAGCCCCCCCCCCCCCAUGGAGAGGGCUCUCAAGGCAACCUCUCCCUCCGCAGUUUCUGCUUCUCCUCCUCAACCCCUGAGGCCCCUCCCACACAGCCCUGUCCCUUCGUAUAAGAAGUGAGAUGACUGUUGCCUCGAUGUAAAGUGGCAUUUCAGGGCGAGGUCUGCGGGGAGGUGGGAGAAAAAGCAUUAUCCACUGGGAAUUGCACCCCAUCCCCCCAAUUUAAGCCAUUGAGAGUCACUACAGUAACAAAGACUUCUUAGCCUCUGGGUCUUUCCUCCUCCAAAAAGUGCUAAAACAGGAACCCCCCCAAAAAAAGCCCAUGGCAUCUGAUUCCAUGGGGUAGAAGGGACAGUAUUAAGGUGGGGGGAGCCACUUAAAGGAGGCAGGACCCACUCCACGUCUGAUAGGAGAUCCACCUUGCACUCCAUCCCCUUACAGAGGGGUGGAUCCGAGCCCUGUGCUGAGAAGCUGCUAGGAGUCACCCUGCUGGACUUCUGGGCAAGCCCAGGGUCUGGAAAUGUAGAGCCACACAGAAAGCAAGUGGGCUUGGAUGUGCCGGGUCUUAGCCGAUCUGUGUCUCCCUUGGCCCCACCACCUCUCCAGAGAUUUCUUUCUUUUGUCUGUGUUGAUACGUGCAGGGAGGGGGCCAGAAAGCCAGGUUAGUUCUGGAAAGUCAGCCUGAGAUUUCUGGCAAGGUGAACCUCGCAGUCCCCUCCCUUGUCCUCCCAGAAUCUCCUUAAAUUGUUACCCUCACACCUGGUGCCACAUCAUCUAAGGCAUCAGCCCUGGCGCUUUUAUGACAAUCUCCAGUGGCGUCACAUCUGCUUAAAGAAAAGUGAUGCCAUUGUCUGCAGAAGAAUUUGAGCUUUUUAAUGAUCUCCCACGCAGCCUUAUAGAUCCUGUAAAUAGGGGGCUCGCAAAAGUCAUCCAUCAUGUAUGGAAGAUAUUUUGUACCAUGGUGUUUCCUAAAUCAUAGCCCACAAGUCAUGCACUUCCCAGAUAAUUACAGUCCUCAAAAUGCUUUGUAAGAUGGGGAAGCUGGAAAUAUACAUACGUACGACACUCUGUUUUCCUAACCUUUCUUCGGGGUCCCUUCCUCGGAUAUCUGAGUCAUGAUGGGAACGCGAGUCCUGGGUGCAGGACAGUUGGUGCCUCCUGCCAGCUGGGCUCCUUGUAGUUGCCUUAUGAACUCACAGGCUCUCAGAGUUCUGAACGGAAGGCAGUCGAGGGGCAGGCACUUUAUCCAAUCCCAGAAAGGGUCUCUAACCGUGUGACUGAGAAUUCAUCUAGAGAAACCUAUAUUUUUAACAUUAAAACAAACGGGGGCUUCCCGGACCUCACAGAGUGCUGGAUGUCUACAAGUGCUUUUAUAUUUUGUAACUGCAAAGAGGUUUCCUGCGCACAGAAGAGCAGUUGGGAGUCUGGUCGACUGCCCUGAAACAAACUGACCUCUGCAUGUACAAAGAUGUUGCAUUCAGACUACGAAAACAGCAAAUAAAGCUUUGACGCGAGCUGCACUGGAGAAGUGGGCGUGUCGGUGUGUGGAUGAAUGGGCGGCCCCACGCACGCAUGCCUGUCACCAGCUGAGUCAGUCUCUCCUCUGUGCUGAGCUGGGGGCCAGGCAGCGGGAGGGCGUAGCGGGGGUCCUGGGAGAGGGGCCCCGUGGACACAAAGCAGGAUGUCCAUACAACGUGGGGUUGAAUCCUCAUUCUGACUCCGAGGUGUUUCUGAACCCCCACCAUUCUCCAAAAUAGGGGUGGUGACGGCGACAUUAGUGGACAAAAGGUUAAGGCAGCGGUUCUCAGGUGGGUGGAUUUUGCCCCUGUGGACAUCAACUGGCAAUGACAGGAGACAUUUUUGGUUAUCACAGUGGGGUAGGGCAUUGCCAAGGGCAACUAGUGGGAAGAGGCAAAGGAUGCUGGUAAAAUCCCACACUGCACAGGACAGCCUUCCCCAAUCCAUCAUCACAAAGAAUGAUCCAGCCCCAAAUGGCAAUAGUGCCGACUAGUUGAGAAUCUGGGCACAUAGUAGGUCUUCAGGAUCUAAGGAACUGAUAGUGGGGGGAGUCACACCUGAUAGGCUGUCCCCACCACUGACUUUCCCCUUAGAGUCCCCGCAAGUGGCCACUGAAUCCCAGGUUAAAGGGUUGAAACCAGCUGUGUUUUCCAUGAGCACCAGCAGGAAGUAGCCCCUUGUCUGAAAUGGUCAUUAGUAGGAGGGAUCUUCAGUGAGUAGAAGUAAUAAAGUAACAAAAAUGAGUGCUUUGCUUUCCUCAUCUCUCAAUGGUUGGAGUAAGCAUCUCCAUUCACAGGUGAGGAGGCUGUAGCUCUGACUUUCAGUAAGUCAUCCAAGGUCACCCAGCUCCACCUGUUUCCAGAGUCCAGCUGUCACUCACAUGUCCAGGGGUACAGGGGUCUUGGGUCCUGCCUCUGACCGGGCUCGCUGUAAAAUGAACGCUGAACGUGAUUUUCACCUUUUGCCUUUUUUCAUAAAAGCAAAAAAAAUCUCUCCAGAUUCCUUUCGGUUAGAGAAAACAAGUACUAAUUAACAUAGGUCUUCCAUAAAAGCAAAAUGGCCUAAAAGCAGGAGAAUUCUGUAGCUAUCACGGGUGAAGUUUUACUUUGUUAGACACACACACACACACACACAAUGCCUGGAUUUUUUUUUUUUU